Messenger RNA from Centrocercus urophasianus (Greater sage-grouse), 2144 nucleotides. RefSeq names its product chromosome unknown C17orf80 homolog (gene MTNAP1). The record is from RefSeq and is a predicted model, not a curated record. NCBI's taxonomy places the organism in Eukaryota, Metazoa, Chordata, Aves, Galliformes, Phasianidae. The coding region runs from base 1 to 1275 and encodes 424 amino acids. The transcript is spliced from 4 exons.
AUGGCCGAGGCCCCGCCGGGCACGGAGCUCUGCCCGCACUGCCGGCGGCCCUUCAAGCGGCUCCGUGCUCAUCUCCCGCACUGCAAGGCCGCGCCCGGCCUGGAAGCGGAGGGAGACGGGCGGCGGGAGGAGGCGGCCCUGAAGAAGAAGAGGAAGCGGGAGGCCGCGGCCCGGCCUCGGGUAGAGGCCCAGGCGUUGGUGGAGGCCGAGGCCCGCGAUGUGGCGCAGUCCCUCGACCUGCUGCCCGAAGAGGUGGCGGGAGUCCCGGAGAAACUUCGGGACGGGGUGAAAAUAGUGAUCGAAAAUCACCGCGUCAAGGUGGUGAGGGGAAGGAGCGGCCCUGGGGGGCAGUGCGGGGCUGGCUCCAAAGCGCCGCGAUCAGCCGAGCUCGAGGGAAGAAGUGCCCCGAAAGCAGCGCACGUGGAGGUGCCUGGCCACAGAGCUCCCGGCUCAAAGGGAGGAAAAGACACCGGUUUAAAUGCGGUUAAAACACGUGGGCUGCACGGUCACCCUGAAGCUGACGGCAGAAGGAGCCCCUCUGACCUCACUCAGCAGGAGGGAACAGACAAAACCCGGACAGAAGAGAAGCAGGUGUAUGUGGAAGCUGCUGUGGAAUACAAAGCCCCUCUUUCUGUUUUGCACGCCCAGAACCUCCAUCUGUCAGCAAGACAGGAUUGGAGAGGUCACAAGGAAGGGACAUCCAAAAAUUACCUAACCGGCAUACAAAUGCUCAGUGUGAACAAGAAGCAGAUGGCUGUCGUUUCCGAGCCCAUCCUGAAUGCAGGGAGGGACAGCAGGCUGGCCUUGGACCAGUCCUUGCUCCACACCUCCAAAAGCCAACCCAUCUGUCUCCCCCAGGCCUCUGGCAGAAGCACACAGUCAGGUGCCGUGGGUUUGGAGUGGUUUCCAGACUUACAUUCUAACUACCACAGUCUGAGCAUGUUUCCUGAGAAGUCUAUUCAGGAUGACGUGGGGAUCACAAUGAAGACACCAAAGGGCAAUUUCUCAGAAGGACAUCAAGGUCCUCUCUCAGAAAGGCACCUGAUGGAUGUAAGGCUGGGGGAGCUGCCCAUGUGGCUCACCACCUGUGAUUUUUCUCCCCGGGGGCUGCUUGGAGGCGUGCAGAAAGUUUGGAGCAGUUAUUACAACAAAUACAUCAACGUGAAGAGGGGUGGAGCAGCUGGAAUCUCCAUGCUCCUCGCUGGGUACUGUGUCCUCAGCUACAGCUGGAACUAUCAGCAUAUCAAGUGCAAUCGCUGGCGCAAGUACCACUGAAGAGGCCACAGCAACACCCAGGAAAGCGUGGUAAAUGUUUGACAGAAUCAGCACAAGCUCCUGGGACCAGCAGGGUUUGAAUCCUCAGUGAAACAGCAGAGGCCCAUUUCCUGUCAGACAGGCUCUCAAGCUGUUGGUACUGGGAGGAUGCUUUUCAGCCACCCUCCUGCAGGUAGAGGGGUGUUGCUGACAGCCUGCAGUCACUGCUCUGGGGUCAGUGUUUAGCACUGAAAGAGAAGAAGGUGUUAAGGCAGCUCCUCAGAGGUCUGAAUGCAGUAGAUUUCCUGUGGUAUUUGGCAAAGUAUGUGGUAGAUCAUUGCAGAUGGGGGUUAAUAAGUAACCAGAAUAACCAUUGCCUUAAGUUAUCAGGGCUGUACCAAGCACUGAGCACCUUCUACUUUCUUCUUGCCCCAGUAAGCAAGAUUAUGUUUGUAGUUAACUUGUGAAAGGAGAGCGAUGCCUGCAGAGCCCUUCUACAGAGGGGCUCCUGCUUCCCUUAAGCACUGCCUGUGGGUCUACCUGGGCUCUGAGACAGCUACAGGAAGGAUCUUUGUGGAGGUUUUAAAGCAGCAGCACUGAGAACACAGUGCCCUAUUUCUGGAGGAAGAAAAUCCAUUGGAUUAGCUGUUGUGCCCAAAGGGCAAACCGACAUCAGACAAAUGAGGACAGUUAUGGGAGUGCUAGUUGUAGCCUGCCAUCCUCAAACAUGUCUGGAAAAGGGUUGGUCAUGUUACAGGCACAAAAGCAGGCAAAAAAAAAAAAAAAAAUGAACUCCUUAUUUUAAGUGGGGUGCAGGAGAACUGUGUCAGAGGUGUUUCACAAAGAACUCCCUUCUCACCAGCAAUAAACUCCUUGUGAAUUUUUCUUUC